GUCGCGUUCUACCAGUUACCACUUAGACAGUCAAGCAGCAGCCUAGUAAGAAUUCCAAGUUGGCUGGGUCAUGCCCCUCGUACGCAUAGAAGUGAGCGAUUUCAAGUCGUAUCGGGGCCACCAAGUCAUCGGACCGUUCAAGAACUUCACCUCCGUCAUCGGCCCCAAUGGUGCUGGAAAAUCAAAUCUCAUGGAUGCAAUCUCUUUCGUGCUUGGUGUGAAGAGUGCGCAGCUGCGCAGUAGCCAGCUGAAAGAUCUUGUCUACCGCGGGCGACGGCUCGCCAAAGGUCCAUUGGAUGGCUCUGAUGCCACUCAAGACCAGGAAGACGACGAUAAUAGUGAUGGAGAGGGUGAGGGGACCGCCAAAAAGGCAUGGGUGCUUGCAGUGUUUCAGGAUGAAAAGAGAAAGGAGUGGUUUUUCCAACGAACCAUAUCGACAACUGGAGCGUCUGAAUAUCGUCUGAAUAAUAAGGUGGUCACAUACUCUGCGUAUAAUGCCGCCUUGAUGUCCCACAACAUCCUCGUCAAAGCCAAGAACUUCCUCGUCUUCCAAGGUGAUGUCGAGGCUGUCGCUUCCCAGUCUCCAAAAGAGCUUUCCCGUCUUAUAGAACAAAUCUCGGGUUCUCUUGAGCUCGCUCAAGAGUAUGAGAAAGCAAAGGAAGCCCAAGAACGCGCAACAGAGAACGCAACCUUCAAUUUCACGAAGAGAAGAGGAAUUGCGGGUGAAAUAAAACAAUAUAAGGAACAAAAGGGCGAAGCAGAACGAUUUGAGAGCUUGUGCGAUCAAAAGGAUGACCUUAUCUUGAAACGCAUUCUUUAUAAGCUUUUCCACAUCGAAGAGGCACUUGAAGCAAAUGCACGCGAAAUUCAAACAAAGUCAAAGGCUCUCGCUGGUUUACGUGCAGAGCAUGAAGAACACGAGAAGGCUCUUGAGAAUGUGCGUGCAGAACAAGCACGGGCCCGCACAGCAGUCGUACGCGAGGAGAAGAAAGUCAAGAAGGCCGAAAAGGCAUUGGAAGCUAAGGAACCUGAGCUAGUGGAAGUGGACGCUCAGAUCAAGCAUUCAUCCAGAAAGCUGCAAAAUUCACAGAAGAUACAGGAGCAGGUUGGAAAUGAUGCUGAACGUCAGCAAGCUAAGCUCCACUCGCUCACUCGGGAUCUUUCCAAUGCUAGACAGGCUGCAGAUGAGGCUGCAGAGGCCCACAGACGUGCAUCUCAACAUAAUACUUCCCUGAGCGAAGACAGUCUAGCCGAAUAUCGCUCACUAAAAGCAUCAGCCAGCGUCCUCGCCGUUUCUGAGCGUCAGGUUCUGGAGACGCUCAGUCGAGACGAAAAGACAGCGUCCCGGACACUUACUCAAGUGAGGGCCAAAGAUGAAGAGCUGCAACGGAACCAGGAAAGACUGCGCGGCGACGAGCAAACUCAGAAAGUCAGCAAGUCCGAGCUCGAGGAGAAGCUUGCUACCCUCCAGGGUGAUCAUGCGAGCUCAAAGCAAGAAUACGAAAAUCAGCAGAGCGAGCGGACAAGGAUCAGCCGUCUUGAGACCGAGACGAACGAAAAGCUUGCGGAUGUUUAUCAGCGCUUGCUUCAAGCAGGCGUCGACAGGAACGAAUCCGAGCGCGAGGCAAAGCUCAAGGAGACACUCACCAGCCUGCAGCGCAUCUUUCCAGGCGUCCGCGGGCGUGUGGUUGAUCUCUGUAAACCCACACAACGCAAGUACGAGACAGCCGUAUCUGUCAUACUCGGGCGCAAUAUCGACGCUGUCGUCGUGGACGAAGAGAAAACUGCCAUCGAAUGCAUCGACUAUAUGCGCACACAGCGCGCAGGUCAAGCGACUUUCCUCCCGCUCGACACGAUUAGUACCAAGCCAAUCAACGACAAGUUCCGCUCGUUUGCCAGAGGCGCACGUCUCGCUGUGGAUGUGAUCCAGUAUGAGCCUGCCGUAGAGCGCGCUAUGCUCCAUGCGUGUGGGAAUGCACUUGUGUGUGACACGAUGGAUGUGGCGAGGUAUGUGUGUUGGGAGCGGGGGCAGGAGGUGAAAGCUGUUACAUUGGAGGGUACUGUUAUCCAUAAGAGUGGGCUUAUUACCGGUGGGCGCAGUACACAUGGGGGUGGAAAGAAGUGGGAGGAGAAGGACGUGCAAGCUUCAGGAAUUGAAUCGCUCGAAACCGAGGGGCAAGGCAGACGAAAACGUCAUCGCUGAAAUCACACGACUAGAGAGUGCUAUAGCUGUUGCAAGAGACGAUCUGAGCGCAUGCAAAUCCAGGUACAAUGGCAUCAAAGAAGAGCUAAAGCACGUCGAACGGGAACUCAAGAAGCUCUCUCCUGAGCUCA
This is a messenger RNA of Suillus bovinus, 2334 nucleotides long. RefSeq lists its product as uncharacterized. Gene Ontology annotation, biological process: sister chromatid cohesion. The transcript is spliced from 14 exons. The coding region runs from base 71 to 2203 and encodes 710 amino acids. Lineage: Eukaryota; Fungi; Basidiomycota; Agaricomycetes; Boletales; Suillaceae. Gene Ontology annotation, cellular component: nucleus; cohesin complex; chromosome. The record is from RefSeq and is a predicted model, not a curated record. Gene Ontology annotation, molecular function: ATP binding; protein binding; DNA binding.